CCCAUGAUCCUCUAGUGACGUGGGCGAAGGAAGCAAACGCGAAUCAGCUAGUUGGUUUUACUUGAUUUUAAUUUGAUUUUAUCAAAUAAACACAGCCGUUUAUUAAUUGGUUAAUAAUUGAAUAAGUAAACAAACCUUUUCUUUGUUGAAAUAUUCGUGCAGCCCCGACGAGCAAUUGUUGUCAAGGUGGAAUCUCCCAAAAUAAGCGGACACUCAACUCCACACUGUUAACAGAUCAGCAGUGAUGGUGUUCAAACUGUUCACACAGUAAGUUCUCCUGAAGUUCUGAUGAAAGAUUCCUGCAGCUUUACAGGAUCCGGUAUGGAAGACAAGGCAAAUGGCUCAGUCGACAGCAAAAACCCGGUGGAGAACGGUCAGCUGCCAGACCCGUCCAACUGGGGAGUCGCUGAUGUUGUCAACUAUUUCAAAGCAACAGGGUUUGAGGAGCAGGCUGUUGCUUUCCAGGAUCAGGAAAUAGACGGCAAAUCCCUGCUGCUGAUGACGCGUAACGACGUCUUGACGGGGCUGUCGAUAAAGCUGGGCCCCGCUCUGAAGAUCUACGAGUACCACGUGAAGCCGCUGCAAACCCAGCACCUGAAGAUUAACGCCUCAUAGCACUGCAGGUCACCCCACGACCCACCUCAGUGACAAUCAUGCCAGGAGAUCCCAGGUUAGCUGCCAAGACUCGUCUGUUCGCGGUGGCGCCUUAACAGAAUUUGAAUGCUGUAAGCUUUUUCUUUUUUUUUUUUUUUUUUUUUAUAUAUAUAUAUCUGUAGAUCCUAAAAAUGAUCUGCACAUGCUGUUGAUCCUUUCAACCAUUCUUAUUUUUGCUGCUUGGCAAGUGUGUUUUUUUUGUUUUGUUUUGUUUGUUUAUUUAAAAAGAAAGACGAUUAGGGUGUAUACUCUGCAGAUAUGAUUGAUGCGUGUUUGUGUGUGUUCAAAGUAAAUUAAAGUGUGAUGAGAAGACCUUUAUGUAUAUAAGAUGGUAUAUAUCAAACUUUAAGUUCUGUCUCACCCGGCAGAAAAAUGAAUUCAGAUGCGUCUAAUUUUGUCUUAAAUUCAGUUUUUAUGUUUUGAAGCUGUGUGUGUCAGUUGUCCAGAGCAUGUUAUAACACAUUUUGGUUUUUUUCCUCCGACUCAAGCACCCAACCAAAAGUCUCUUUGUUAUUCACAGCAACUAAUUUAAGGUUGAGGCUUUUGAUAUUGAGAUAUUUAUGUGUAAAUACUCUGAUGUACCUACCUGUGGUGCUCUCAGCUUUGUCGCACAGACAACUGUUUUAAAGUGCGUGUGACCUAUGUACAUGUUCAACAUAACACUGGAGUUUGAAUAUUCAAAUCUACGAUUUGCAAUAAAUGGUGCUUUUUUUCUCACCAAAGAACAA
Molecule: messenger RNA, 1382 nt
Organism: Oryzias latipes (Japanese medaka)
Lineage: Eukaryota; Metazoa; Chordata; Actinopteri; Beloniformes; Adrianichthyidae
Gene: samd13
Product: sterile alpha motif domain containing 13
Biological process (GO): negative regulation of DNA-templated transcription
Cellular component (GO): nucleus
Molecular function (GO): chromatin binding; histone binding
Source: RefSeq, a predicted model, not a curated record